This is a messenger RNA of Pungitius pungitius (ninespine stickleback), 1730 nucleotides long. It is a transcript of the gene klf7b, whose product is annotated as Kruppel like factor 7b. Gene Ontology annotation, biological process: regulation of transcription by RNA polymerase II. Bases 323 to 1243 code for a protein of 306 amino acids. Lineage: Eukaryota; Metazoa; Chordata; Actinopteri; Perciformes; Gasterosteidae. Gene Ontology annotation, molecular function: DNA-binding transcription factor activity, RNA polymerase II-specific; RNA polymerase II cis-regulatory region sequence-specific DNA binding. The record is from RefSeq and is a predicted model, not a curated record. The transcript is spliced from 4 exons.
CCCCCCCCCCUCCCACGCCCCCUCCGUGCGAGGACCGAGGAGAGAGGCGUGACGGCGCGAGCAGAGAGGAGAGGGGAUCGCGUUGAUAAAAAAAAAUAAAAUAAUCAACUCUUUCUUUCCUGUGAGCUUUUUUUUUUUUUUUUUUUAAAUUCAAAUGCUCAGGUGCGCUGAACUUCACCAGCUUGGAUUUAUUAUCCGCCGCCGUUUGCUUAGUUGUUUUCAACCUGACAACAAGGAGAGAAGAAGUGCGUUUUUUUAAUCGCUGGGAUUCCGGACUUCUGCACUGACUUUUCCCGCAGUUUUGUUUUGUUUUUCAUCAAACAUGGAUGUGUUGGCGAAUUACAGUAUUUUCCAAGAACUCCAACUCGUUCACGACACUGGUUAUUUCUCCGCGAUGCCUUCCCUGGAGGAGAACUGGCAGCAGACGUGUCUGGAGUUGGAGCGAUACCUGCAGACGGAGCCCAAGCGACUCUCGGAGCUCUUUGACGAGGAGCUGGACGGCCUCUUGACGCCUACCUUCAUGCAAGGGGGGGACAGCGAUGAGGACCUGAUGGACCCCCUCCUUCCCAGCCUCUCCGACCAGCCCAGCCCGCCUCCGCUGCUGGUUUCCAUCCCCAAGGUCCAGGCCAAAUUCCUCCAGGUGCCCCACUCCAGCAAGGUCCUAGCAGAGGUGGGGACCGAGACCCUCACACCAAAGGAACAGGUCCUGGCAGGAGUCAGCGCGGCACAGCUCAGCGCCGCCGUCACGUCGCUGACACCGCCGUCGUCGCCAGAGCUCGGGCGCCACCUCAUCAAGUCCACACAGACACUGACCGCCACGGCGGACGGCACGCUAACGCUCAAGUUCGUGGCCAAGAAAGUAGGGUUGGGGGCGGCCAAACUGGUGGCGUUGCCAUCGCCGCCGAGCCGAGGCGGGGCCCUCAGCGAUGGCGAGCAGGGAGGAGGGGGCAGUCAGGGAGGAGACGUGCCGGAGAACAAAAAGAGGGUCCACCGGUGCCAGUUUAACGGCUGCAGGAAGGUUUACACCAAGAGCUCCCACCUGAAGGCACACCAGAGGACCCACACAGGUGAGAAACCCUACAAGUGCUCAUGGGAGGGCUGCGACUGGCGCUUCGCCCGCAGUGACGAGCUGACGCGACACUACCGCAAACACACCGGAGCCAAGCCAUUCAAGUGCAACCACUGCGACAGGUGUUUUUCCCGCUCGGACCACCUGGCCCUGCACAUGAAGAGGCACAUCUGAGGGCAGAGAGAAAAGGAGCGCGAGAAGGAGAAAUGAGAGGAGGAGGAAGAGGAGGAGGAGGAGGAGGAGGAGGAGGAGACACGAGGAAGAUAUGGACUGGGGCACCGAAGCAACCCACCGCCCGCCUUGCUCGCCCCACGGCGCCUGCAGGGGCGGCGCGUCCACCCCCCGAGAGGGAAGGAGCGCCGGAGGGAAGCGAGGAGUAGCUAGAUUGUUGUUCUUUUUUUCUCCCCCUUUUUAAAACUACACACUUGCAACAGCGAACACCCAGCACGCACGUCUUUGAACGCAUCAUCCCGGUGAACCCCGGGCCGCCGUCCCGCGGCUCCGGGGGCUUUGGACGCUGCCAAACCAACACACACGUACAUUACUUGAUUGACACAUUAACGCCGCCUUUGUUUCUUUCUCUGUAGUCAGUGUGUUUGAACCAUAAAGAACGCUGUAGGUGAGGAGAUUAGUUCAGUGAGGACACUUUAAAUAUACCAUA